Linum trigynum is the source of this 3832-nucleotide messenger RNA. NCBI's taxonomy places the organism in Eukaryota, Viridiplantae, Streptophyta, Magnoliopsida, Malpighiales, Linaceae. The record is from the annotation of a GenBank genome assembly.
GCCCUAGAAGUAAAUUUUGUCCUGUGACUGCCCAAAGUUGAGGCGUAUGGCAAACAAACAAAAACUUUAAGGUUCUGAAAACAAGGUGUUCUAUUGUGCAACCUCUCAAAUGGUGUCUUUUGGUUUAGAGCAAGUGUAGGUAGUCGAUUAAUCAGGUGCACAUUAUGCCGAACACAAUUACUCCAAAAAGAUAACGGUGAACCUGCUUGAUACUUAAGUGCCCUAGCCACUGACAAUAUAUGCUGGUGCUUUCUCUCAACUUGACUGUUUUGUUGAGGUGUCUCAACACGACUAGUCUCAUGGGCAAUCCCAUGUUCAGCAAAGAAUCCCAUCAUUUUGAAUUCUUGUGCACUAUCACUUCGGACUAUUUGCAGUUUUCUAUUAAACUGAGUUUCAGCAUAACCCAAAAAGCUCUUGAUAUGAUCUCUUGCCUCUGAUUUUGAGCGUAAGAGCAUUAACCAUGUGACUCUAGAAUAAUCAUCAACUAUGGUAAGAAAGUGGAGAUAUCCAUCAUAAGAGGGGACAAUGUUUGGUCCCCAAAUAUCAACAUGUAAUAGCUCAAAAGAUGCAGUGGCCAUAGAAGUUCUUACGGGAAAGGGCAACUUUCUUUGUUUUGCAAAGUGACACAUGGAGCAAGUUUGAUUUGGUCUGCUAGAAAUAGAGGAAUCCAACUGUGGGAAAGCAUUAAUUCUGGAAUGUGAUAGAUGACCCAAUCUGUAAUGACUUUAAGUCAAAAUUUGUAGGUACAUGAGUAGUGCUACUCAUUGCUUUAGGAGAUUGAUCUGCUGACUUUGAAGAUGCUUUUGUGAUGUGAUACAUGCCACCUUUCAACUCAGCCAUACCAAUCUUACUCCCAGUAACAAGAUCCUGCAAAUGGCAGAAGAUAGAGAAGAAAGAAAGACAUACAGGCAUGGUCCCAGUUAGUCUACUAACAGAGGCGAGAUUGAAGGUAAAAGAAGGUAUGUACAAAGCAUCAUAUAGAAUGAGGUCAUUAGUGACCCUCACAUUCCCUUUGUGAGUAGCUGGAACUUGAACUCCAGUAGGUAGAGUCACAAACACACCAUAUAUAACUUCAGAAUCUUCAAACCAUUGUAAAUUACUAAAUUGCAUGUCAUGUGAUCAGUGGCUCCCGUAUCCAAUAACCAAAUCAACUUAUUGCAACUAGGCAUACCAUCAUUAAGUAGAUUCUGAGUGCUUAUGCCUGAAGAAGUGGUGAUAUUACUUGUGAAGGUAGCUGCUGAAUAGGGAACAUGUUGAUUGGUAUGUCCUGUGAAAGAUGGUUGGAUAUGAGAUUCAUUUGUGAUUGCUUGAGGUGUCUCCCUUCCCUUGAAGUACUGCUGCCCAUUAAACCUCUUGGAUCUGUAAAAGAGGCAUCUAGAAUUGUUUCUACUGUUUGAGUUGCUCGACUGGCGUGUGUGUUUAGAUCUUCUUCCUUAGUAGUCUAGUAGAGGAUGUUAACAUGGCUGAACAGAAAAGAGAAAGGGAAGAAUAUCUAUAAAGGUAGGAAGAAAAAAAGAAAAGGAUCUAAGAAUAGAUGAGAGCUAUGGAAUCAUGAAGCUAUGAUACCAUAAUACUGAUAUUGUGAAGCUAGUGGUGUUAACCCACAUUGCUUGAUUUAUAUAUAUGCAGGAAGGAGAAAGACCAAAGAUACAUCAUUAUGUUGUCCUUUCCUACAUCAAAAGGGAAAAGGAAUAGGAGGAAAAAGAGUGGACUUCGGUUGUCCAAAUAAGGGCCCAACAGAAACAAAUAGAAGAUGAGAAAGUGAGUGGGCCAAAGCCUGGCAAAGAGUUCCAUCGUAUUCUUCGUCAAUUGGCAGUUCGCCGGCGACAUCGAGGUAGAGAAGUUCUUCUUCUCUGAUAGCAAGUUUGGAACACAAUUCUAGCUUAUCUACCGAGCUCGCAGGAAGCCUUGAAAGAGGAUAUCAAUUAAGGUACCAAGCUCCCUCAAAUUCUCCUCUGCAGUUCAAGGUUAAGAACUUGACAAAAGUGGGAGCAUUUCAACUUCAACUUGGACUAUCAAUAUCCUCAUGCGAACUGAAUUUGGGGUCUCAUGUGGGAAAAUGGGAAGCCCAAUGGAAAUUUCGUAAGAAGCUGCCUUUAAUCAAUUAUGGAAGCAAAGAAUGAAGGAACUCUUCUCCUUUGGACUCACUGGAGAGAGCGGGCGCUGCAUUUUCGGUCAAAGAACAUAUAAUUUUUCCACUGCAGUUUCUUCUACAAAGGAGUGUAAGGCCGAUGGUGCUUGAGCAAGCAAACGGGAAGGGUCAGGGAAUGCAUUUAGCGGUGGAAGGCUUGAUGAUGAUGAAGAUGAUCAAUACCGUGGGAGAGUAUCAAGGUCAGUUGGUAAGACCUCUCUCAGGUUCGACUCAUUGUUUUGAUGGUCGCAUGGCUCAUACCAAGGGGAUUUCGGAUGGUGGGCAACCAUUAUGGUUUGAUCCUGCAAGCGACGAUGACAACAUUUCGGUGGAAUUCGAUAACUGAGUCGGAAUAUUUAUUCUGGUGGUUGACAUCAACCCAACUACAAGAGUGAUGAGACAAAUAAAAGGCUGCUCGACCAUACGAACUUAUCUUGGUUCAGCAGUCUAGACGUUAGUGAGCUUUCUAUUUUAACUAGUGAACUUUCUCCUGGGUGAGGCGUGACGCUCAAGUAGGAGGUGAAGUGCUUCGGGGGAUGGGGAGAGAUUUGAGUCAUCAUCGCGAUAAACAAAACGAGGACCUCUUUCACCCUUGUGCAUUGGGCAGGGAGCACUCUUGUGACAGAGGAGGAAUGCACGAGAAGUGGAUUGUGGCAGGUGGGGAUCGGUGGUUUAUGCUCCAUGCAUGAGAAACUAUGUUUGGAAGGUAGGCAUUGUAAACCUUGUUAUUCCAUGCAAGGCACGCUAGGUAGAAGAAAGGUGCAGGCAAUUUGGUACUGGAAGGGAAGCGAUCACCAUUCACCAUUCAAGGUUCAACGACGUGGGAGCUACGUGUGUGCUAUGCAAGGUUGAUACUUUCUACUUAGACAAGUGUGAAGGCUUGGUAGAAGCAACUCUCGUUGGAAAUGCUUCUGCUAUGAGUCUUGUUCGAGUGCUUGAACGUGAUUGGAAGAAGAGAAAGUGCAAGCCAAUCUUGAACCAACGCCGCGUCAAAGGAACGGGAAGGUAGAGCCGUAGAGGAGCUUACUAUGACCUUGGGGACAAGGUCGCUCUCGAGCGGGGUGUACUGUUGAGGGUACGAUUAGUGUUUAAGAGGUAGUUUAGCAUUCAGUUAUGUUAGGUUGAUUAGAAUUUCGAGUCAGACUCUAUAUAAUGUACUUUAUCAUUCAAUAAUAAAAAAAAAGAAUAGUUCAACGUAUCUUCCCAACUCUAAUUUUCUCUUUUUUCUAAGUUGGCCGUUGUCACUUCUUGCUUUUCUUCCCCAAAUCCUCGUUCCAUUCAAACCCUAUUUAUGUUCUUAAUCGCAUCCUGUCACGAUAAUCCCAGGCUCCUUGGCCCAUGGAUGAUCUCUUCUUAUCAUAUGAAAGCAUCAUGACUAGGUCUCCUCCAGCGGCAGUUGGACCCGAUACUGGGCCCCCGUUGGUUUCUUCUUCAGCUUGAGUCGAGUCUUCUUCUGCUGGACUUCUCUUGGGUUCAUAUAGUUGUUUCUAGUAGGCUUCUCCAUGAUUGGACCUCGUAUUCGUCAUGAAAGCUCCAUGUUCUUCUCUUUAUAGCUCAUUUGAUCCUUCUGAGUUCUCCAAUGCUUGAUCCAAGUUUCCUUAGGCAGCUUUCUACCUUGAAAUCCAUAAAAAAAAACAUACAAAGAAGUCAUCAAAGAGUACAAAAAGCAUUUCCUAGGUCUAUUAAAGUCUUAUUGACCAA